AUGAAUGAAGGUUCACAAAAACUUAAACAUCAAAAGGUUGUAAUUAUGAGCGCGCCAAGAAAAAAGCUAUCGGGAGCGGAAUAUAGGAAAAGGGCUAAAUAUAAGGAGUUGCAGGGAAAACAAUGUGCAGAUAAUAUGAAAAAUUGGCUUCUCAGAGGGGGUGACCCGUCAGUAUCUGCUGCAACGUCCGAAGUUUAUAUUCAGUUAGAGGAUGUUUCUCGCACUUUGCCCGAUCAAACGGAUCAAGAUUUUUCACAGUCCGAUUUCACAGUGCAAACUUCACCAUCUUUAUCGAUGUGCGGAGAACAACUUGAAAAAACAAAGCCAGAAUACGAAGGAUCUAAAUCCCCGCACUCGGAUUCGGAUGAACUGCAAAAAACUGGAUUUGAUUUGACUGACCCAGGCAAUUGGCCAGGGGUGGAAAAAAUGACCGACCAACAACGGUCUUUCUUUAGCAAUCAAGCUGUAUUAUUAGCAGAAAAUCACCCCGAAAACAUUGAAUUUAGAUCUACUGAACGCAAUGGCAGACAUUUAACAGCUUCUAUGUGGUACAGGACGUUGGCUAAUUGCGAAAGAGUUAAAAGAUCUUGGCUUAUAUAUUCUAAGACAAAAAAUGCAAUAUUUUGUGCGUGCUGCAAGAUUUACCAGAAACCGUCUUUUACCGCCACAUCUGCAUUGUGUUCUACAGGAUUUAUUAAUUGGAAAAAAGUUUCAGAGAGAUUAACCGAACACGAAGCAAGUCAAAUGCAUAAAGAGUGUAUGAUCAAGUGGAAAACACGGGUACAACAAAUGAAAUCAUGCCAGGGUAUUGAUCAAGACAUUGAGAGAGUAAUUCACUCAGAGAAAGAAAAAUGGAGACAGAUCCUGCGUAUUGUUAUGGAUGCUGUAUUGUAUCUAUCCAUAAACUGCCUUUCUUUUCGCGGGUCCCACGAAACUCCUAGCGAUCUCAUCACACAGUGUCCUCGGCCUAGUCAAGAAAGAACAGCGAUGGAUGAAUUAUUUCCGGAAGGCCUAUGUCCAAACGUCAAUCAAUUAGUGGACAUCUGA
Messenger RNA from Parnassius apollo (apollo), 1047 nucleotides. The record is from the annotation of a GenBank genome assembly. NCBI's taxonomy places the organism in Eukaryota, Metazoa, Arthropoda, Insecta, Lepidoptera, Papilionidae.